This is a messenger RNA of Myotis davidii, 6786 nucleotides long. RefSeq names its product regulating synaptic membrane exocytosis 1 (gene RIMS1). The transcript is spliced from 33 exons. Gene Ontology annotation, biological process: positive regulation of synaptic transmission; calcium ion-regulated exocytosis of neurotransmitter; regulation of membrane potential. Gene Ontology annotation, cellular component: cytoskeleton of presynaptic active zone; presynaptic membrane. The coding region runs from base 43 to 4380 and encodes 1445 amino acids. The record is from RefSeq and is a predicted model, not a curated record. Gene Ontology annotation, molecular function: transmembrane transporter binding; small GTPase binding. Lineage: Eukaryota; Metazoa; Chordata; Mammalia; Chiroptera; Vespertilionidae.
UGAGAGCCCGGAGCCCGAGGAGGGGGCGGGCAGGCCACGACCAUGUCCUCGGCCGUGGGGCCCCGCGGUGCUCGCCCACCCACCGUGCCUCCCCCCAUGCAAGAGCUGCCCGACCUGAGCCACCUGACCGAGGAGGAGAGGAACAUUAUCAUGGCAGUGAUGGACCGGCAGAAGGAAGAGGAGGAAAAAGAAGAAGCCAUGCUCAAGUGUGUUGUCAGGGACAUGGCGAAGCCUGCUGCCUGCAAAACACCAAGAAAUGCUGAAAACCAGCCCCACCAACCUUCACCGAGGUUGCAUCAACAGUUUGAAAGCUAUAAGGAACAAGUGAGAAAAAUAGGGGAAGAAGCCCGGCGUUACCAGGGCGAGCACAGAGACGAUGCUCCGACUUGUGGCAUCUGUCACAAAACAAAGUUUGCUGAUGGGUGUGGCCACCUCUGCUCCUACUGCCGCACCAAAUUCUGCGCCCGCUGUGGAGGCCGCGUGUCUCUGCGAUCGAACAACGAGGACAAAGUGGUUAUGUGGGUAUGCAAUUUAUGUCGAAAGCAACAAGAAAUCUUAACCAAAUCUGGGGCCUGGUUCUUUGGAAGUGGCCCUCAGCAGCCCAGUCAGGAUGGAACCCUAAGUGAUACAGCUACAGGUGCUGGUUCCGAGGUUCCCAGAGAAAAGAAAGCCCGGCUCCAGGAGCGAUCACGGUCUCAGACUCCCCUAAGCACCGCAGCUGCCUCCUCCCAGGACACCGCUCCUCCCAGUGCACAACCAGACAGGAGCAAGGGGGCUGAGCCCUCCCAGCAAGCCAUGGGGCCAGAACAGAAGCAGGCUGCAUCCAGGUCUAGAAGUGAACCUCCAAGAGAGAGGAAGAAGACGCCUGGGCUCUCUGAACAGAAUGGCAAAGGAGCCCCAAAGAGCGAGCGGAAACGCGUGCCAAAGACUUCAGUGCCACCUGGCGAGGGGGCCUUGGAAGACCGGGAGCGGAAAGAAAGGCGGGAAAGCCGGAGGCUGGAGAAAGGCCGGUCCCAGGACUUCUCCGACCUGCCUGGAAAGCGAGAGGAGGGCAAAGCGGCGGUCGACGAGAAGCAGAGGAGCGAGGACUCGGAGGAGGAGGGCGUGUCCACGCCGGAGUACACCAGCUGCGAGGACGUGGAGCUGGAGAGCGAGAGCGUCAGCGAGAAAGGUGACUUGGAUUAUUACUGGUUGGAUCCUGCCACGUGGCAUAGUCGGGAAACAUCACCGAUUAGUUCGCAUCCUGUAACGUGGCAACCAUCUAAAGAGGGAGACCGAUUAAUUGGACGUGUUAUUCUUAACAAGAGAACAACUAUGCCCAAAGAAUCAGGUGCAUUACUGGGUCUGAAAGUUGUUGGAGGAAAAAUGACUGACUUAGGACGCCUUGGUGCCUUCAUCACCAAAGUAAAGAAGGGUAGCCUUGCGGAUGUAGUUGGACAUUUAAGAGCAGGGGAUGAAGUUCUAGAAUGGAAUGGUAAACCCUUGCCGGGAGCUACAAAUGAAGAAGUUUACAACAUUAUUUUAGAAUCAAAAUCAGAACCUCAAGUUGAAAUUAUUGUUUCAAGGCCUAUUGGUGACAUUCCAAGGAUUCCUGAGAGCUCCCACCCUCCCUUGGAAUCCAGUUCAAGUUCUUUUGAAUCUCAGAAGAUGGAAAGGCCUUCCAUUUCUGUUAUUUCUCCAACAAGUCCUGGAGCGCUAAAAGAUGCCCCGCAAGUCUUACCAGGACAACUUUCUGUAAAAUUGUGGUAUGAUAAAGUGGGACACCAGCUGAUUGUAAAUGUUCUGCAAGCAACAGAUCUACCUUCCAGGGUAGAUGGGCGGCCCAGGAAUCCCUAUGUAAAAAUGUAUUUUCUUCCAGAUAGAAGUGAUAAAAGUAAGAGGAGGACCAAAACCGUAAAGAAAGUACUAGAACCAAAAUGGAAUCAAACUUUUGUCUAUUCACAUGUACAUCGUAGAGAUUUUAGAGAACGAAUGUUAGAAAUAACUGUGUGGGAUCAACCAAGAGUGCAAGAAGAAGAGAGCGAAUUUCUUGGAGAGAUCCUCAUAGAAUUGGAGACAGCACUUUUAGACGAUGAACCACAUUGGUAUAAACUGCAGACACAUGAUGAAUCUUCACUACCUCUGCCUCAGCCAUCACCUUUCAUGCCAAGGCGACACAUUCAUGGAGAAAGCUCCAGCAAAAAACUACAAAGAUCUCAGCGAAUCAGUGAUAGUGACAUCUCAGAUUAUGAGGUGGAUGAUGGUAUUGGAGUAGUGCCUCCAGUAGGUUAUAGGUCUAGUGCUAGAGAAAGUAAAUCUACAACAUUAACUGUGCCAGAACAGCAAAGAACAACUCAUCACCGCUCACGCUCAGUAUCUCCUCAUCGCGGCGAUGAUCAGGGAAGGCCGCGUUCACGUUUACCAAAUGUGCCAUUACAGAGGAGUUUAGAUGAAAUUCAUCCAACAAGAAGGUCACGUUCUCCAACCAGACACCAUGAUGCCUCUAGAAGUACAGUUGAUCACAGAUCCAGAGAUGUGGAUAGUCAGUAUUUAUCUGAACAAGACAGUGAGCUUCUUAUGCUGCCCAGAGCAAAACGAGGACGAAGUGCAGAAUGCCUACAUACUACCAGUGAACUGCAGCCCUCCCUUGACAGGGCUAGGAGUGCUAGUACCAACUGCUUGAGACCAGAUACUAGUUUGCAUUCACCAGAACGAGAAAGGGGUAGAUGGUCCCCCUCCCUAGAUAGGAGACGACCUCCUAGUCCCAGGAUUCAAAUCCAGCAUGCUUCUCCGGAGAAUGACAGGCACUCCAGAAAAUCUGAAAGAUCUAGCAUCCAAAAACAGACUAGGAAAGGCAUUGCUUCUGAUGCAGAAAGGGUCCUCCCACCAUGUCUUUCUAGAAGGGGAUACGCAGCCCCAAGAGCGACUGAUCAGCCAGUCCUUAGGGGAAAGCACCCCGCUCGCUCGAGGUCGAGUGAGCACGCUAGGGUCAGAACCCUGUGUUCUGCCCACCACCUUGCCCCCGGAGGGUCGGCGCCACCUUCUCCGCUUCUGACCAGGACACACAGACAAGGAAGUCCAUCCCACUCUCCUCCCGCGGACACUUCCUUCAGCAGCCGGAGGGGCAGACAGCUCCCACAAGUGCCCGUGAGAAGCGGCAGUAUAGAACAAGCAAGCUUAGUAGUGGAGGAGCGAACAAGACAGAUGAAAAUGAAAGUGCAUCGAUUUAAGCAGACAACAGGGUCUGGUUCUAGUCAAGAACUUGAUCGCGAGCAAUAUUCCAAGUAUAGCAUACAUAAAGAUCAGUACAGAAGCUGUGAGAACGUCUCUGCCAAAUCAUCAGAUAGUGAUGUCAGUGAUGUGUCCGCCAUUUCCAGAACCAGCAGUGCCUCUCGCCUCAGCAGCACAAGCUUUAUGUCAGAGCAGUCUGAGCGCCCCAGGGGUAGAAUCAGUUCAUUUACCCCUAAAAUGCAAGGCAGACGGAUGGGGACUUCAGGAAGAGCCAUCACGAAGAGCACCAGUGUGAGUGGAGAGAUGUACACACUGGAGCAUAAUGAUGGCAGCCAGUCGGACACAGCCGUGGGGACCGUAGGAGCAGGUGGGAAGAAACGGAGGUCCAGCCUGAGCGCCAAGGUGGUCGCCAUAGUGUCUCGACGGAGUAGAAGCACAUCCCAACUAAGCCAAACAGAGUCGGGCCACAAGAAGUUAAAAAGCACCAUCCAGAGAAGCACAGAAACGGGAAUGGCAGCCGAAAUGAGGAAGAUGGUAAGACAGCCAAGUCGAGAGUCUACUGACGGCAGCAUCAACAGUUACAGCUCCGAGGGAAACUUAAUAUUUCCUGGAGUGAGACUAGGAGCGGACAGUCAAUUUAGUGAUUUUCUCGAUGGGCUGGGACCAGCCCAGCUUGUUGGCCGCCAAACCCUCGCCACCCCUGCAAUGGGCGAUAUACAAAUUGGAAUGGAGGAUAAAAAGGGCCAAUUAGAAGUUGAAGUGAUUAGAGCACGAAGCCUCACGCAAAAACCUGGCUCCAAAUCUACACCUGCUCCAUAUGUCAAGGUAUAUCUUUUGGAAAAUGGGGCCUGUAUAGCCAAGAAGAAGACAAGAAUUGCACGGAAAACCCUUGAUCCUUUGUAUCAACAGUCCCUGGUGUUUGAUGAAAGCCCGCAGGGUAAAGUUCUUCAGGUGAUCGUCUGGGGAGACUAUGGAAGAAUGGACCAUAAAUGCUUUAUGGGGGUGGCCCAGAUCUUAUUGGAAGAACUUGAUCUGUCCAGUAUGGUAAUCGGAUGGUACAAAUUGUUCCCACCGUCAUCGUUGGUGGAUCCCACACUCACUCCCCUAACCCGCCGGGCUUCCCAAUCAUCUCUGGAAAGUUCAACUGGGCCUCCCUGCAUUCGAUCGUAGUGAACUCAUACUAGAGUCAUUCCAAUAAAGCUCAACCUUUCAGGAUAAUAAUCGGAACCAGAUAUUUCAUGAUCAAAAGCAUUGUUGGAGACAGACAAUCAACUUGUGCUUUGCCUGUAGUAGUUUUUCAAUAAUGUGUCCCAACUGUUGUUUCAAAUCUGGCUUCAUAUGACAGAACAAGGCAGUGUAUCAGAUUACAAUAAGAGCCAACAAGCUAGUGAGAACCACUGAUGCUUCUAAAACACAGAAAAAGAAGAAACUUCAAAUUUACACACACACACAUACACACACACGCAUGCACCCACGCAGACACACACAUAUGCCCACACGCACGCACCCCAAAUUGAACAAACUGGAAACUCUCGCUCUGUGAUAAGUUGUAUUUUACACGUUUUUACACAGACCACGAGCAGUGUUAUUUCCCUGGUGUUCGACAAGUUUUGUUCUUUCGUGUUUUGUUUCUGUGUGUGUCACUUGUUGCUUUGGGAUUUGUUUUGUUUCGUUUUUUACUGAGUUAUUUACACUGGUUCUCGGCUGUGUCAUGACAGGCCCCGUGAUGCUUACAGAGACCCUUCCUUUCUUUUUCCAAACUCGCCACAAAAAGGGCUGAAGCAGCCUCUGUAGCAUCUCCCCUGCGUGUUCCACAGCUGAACAAGGCGCGGCCCCUGAAGGGCUCCACUGGCUUUCAUGCUCUCAUUCUUCAGUCUGAUGUGUGGAAACCCAGAAAACAAAAAAAGUUACCUUCCAAAAAAAUAAUCCCCGAAUCACCAUGUUUAAUGGAGAGCACAUCUGUUCACAUUCUAAAAAUAUUACUUUCUUUUCCAUUGUUCUGCAUGGAAGACUUUUACAGAAGUCAAUCUGCAACUAAUGCUGGGAACUAAAAUUAACUGCAUAAUCGUACCUGGGAAACACUCCUUGUAAUGCCUUUUUCUUCCCGAUAUAAAAAAAAAGUAUAUGCUCAUGUGUAUAAACCACACUUUUGACUUCAAAUGGUGAUUAAAGUGGAUUUGGACCUAAGACACUGUGGGCUACGCCCGGGCUUCUCGGCCGUGCCUCAGUGCAGACACACCCGUCCACCCGGAAAGAGCAUGGUAUGAGCUGCUCAGUAUCUCACUGGAAAUUCCAGUUGAACUAUUCUGCACUAAACUAAUGUUUUUAUCGAAUUUUAGUUUACAUUUCUUUGAGAUCGAUGCAAGCACAAAGCUCAUUUUUGGGUUUUUUUUAAUGCAAAGUAUCUUACUUUUUGGGGGGAGAUAAAACAAAGUCAAAUUUCAAUGUGCAUUUUCUUCAUCUGAGUUUUUCUUGGCCUUGACUUUCCCUUGUGGCAUUCUGUGUGUGCGUUCCAUCCUGCAGACCCUGCAGGUGCAUUGACAUGUUCUCCUCCUUUUAUGAGUCAUUCAACUUUUGUGACUACACAGAUAGAGCAGCAUGACUUGGAACUGUUCAACGCUGCAUGCACAUUUUGUAAAAUAAAAUAAAAUAAUAAAAAAAAUGAAAGAGAAAAGACACAAAAGGCUAUUUAAUAAUGUAUGUUAGUUCCACAUAGGCCCGCUUGUAUGUUGCAUGUACUUGUACAUUUUGCUCGUUAAUUACUAUACUGAAAUAACCAAGAAAUCUAAGCCAUCCGUUUUUGUUAUAGGCAUUUUGCAGGUUUCUGCCAGACUCGAUCUGUGAGCCUGGGGUGAAAUGUCUAUAGAUGGACUUUAUUUUUUACCCUCUGGAAAACGUGAUGUAGUAUGGACCAAAUUCCUUCUAAUAAAUAUUUUGGUGUAGAUUCUAACUGUGGGGCUGUAACACAUGUAGACACUGUGUACACACUAGGUUUUAAUCCAUAGACAUACUGCCUGCACCAAGUGAAUUCUUUACCAUUAUUUACACACGCCAGAAUCACCUGCCCAUCAUUCCACAGGGCACAGACUGACCACUACUCACCAUGCUGAGCAGGAAGAACUGAAGCAUUGGUGCACUUCUACUAGACUCCGUUCUGUCUUAGUGGCCAACAAUCAACUAUAAUUGGGUAGUAUCUUUCUAUUUUGACCACUUGUCUUAAACACUCCCCUGUGCUUUUAAAUGAACUUCCAACUCAUGUAUGUAAACAUGUUUAAUAAAAUUUACUUUUCAUGUCUGUCGGUAGCCAUCUGUGUUCUAUGUUUUGCCCAGAUAUCCACUGUGGGUUCUAUGGUGCAAAAUGGGAGCCAGAUCAUGGGAAGGGGAGGUUGGGAUUUGUUGUCUGCUGCGGGCAUUUGACUUGACUUGUCACUGCACUAUCUAUGUCUUAAUCUAUGGCCCAAAGGGUACUUUGCAUCACGUACAAGUUUUCACUUUGUCAGCCUGUCUAAGUGAGCACAUGACUAUACUUCUGAAAAGUGGCAUUAUUAAAGAACAAUAAAUCUCAUGAAAAUAAAA